AUGACUAAAGUAAGUGAAAAGAAUUCUUCUCAUGUGUCUGUAAAAAUAGCUGCGAUAGAUGAAGAAAAGGAACAUUUAACAAAUUAUAUGAAGAAAUUGAAAAAUGAAAAAGAACAGUGGGACGAGAUGCUUCAGAACUAUAAUAAGAGUGCCGAUAUUGCAAAAAGUGAGAUGAAUAAGCCAAUUGUGCUCAGUUCGAAACGUGUAGAAGAGGUACGCACUCAGUACAUAGGUAUCAGGGACGGCCCAUCAUCUUUCGAUAUUGCUCUAGCAAUGAGACAUGCUUUGCAGAAAAAGGCUGAAUUACAGGUAUCACAAAAUCAAAAGUUGAAAGCUGAAAUGGCAGCUAUCGAAGAGAGAUUUCAUCGAUUGCAAGAGUUAAUCAAAAUUCAGGAGAAAUAUUUGAAUUGCGAAAACAAAGAUAAACUUUUAGUACAAAAAGCGGAAUGCGAUGCUACUCUCUUGAAAAUUGAAAACUGGAUGGCAAAAUUUGGUUUUUCUGAACGUCUUGCUGCUAUUUGA
This is a messenger RNA of Acanthocheilonema viteae, 522 nucleotides long. The record is from the annotation of a GenBank genome assembly. Lineage: Eukaryota; Metazoa; Nematoda; Chromadorea; Rhabditida; Onchocercidae.